Colossoma macropomum (tambaqui) is the source of this 2386-nucleotide messenger RNA. Its product is annotated as OX-2 membrane glycoprotein. The coding region runs from base 311 to 1138 and encodes 275 amino acids. Gene Ontology annotation, molecular function: cell-cell adhesion mediator activity. The transcript is spliced from 5 exons. The record is from RefSeq and is a predicted model, not a curated record. NCBI's taxonomy places the organism in Eukaryota, Metazoa, Chordata, Actinopteri, Characiformes, Serrasalmidae.
UGUGUGUGUGUAUGUGUGUGUAUGCACACGCACACACACAAACAUUUCAUAGAACUAAUAGUUGUUGUUCUCAAUAACUAUUAAUGCUGACCGCCGAUAUAGGUUCGUGUCAGUGUUUACUACUGAUUGAUGAACUGACAUGUGAACUGACUGGGGGGCUUUCCAAACAAGCGUCGUAUCUGGGAAACAGCACUAUGAAAUUACGUUGAGUCACAGGUCUUGUUUCAGUUUUACUUCUUCGGGACUAUAAAGACUAUGCAGCGCAGGCUUCCCUUUCAGUUUAGAGGAAACGGUUAUUUGGGGAACGAACAUGAUGCUGGACUAUACAGUUUUCUUAAGCCUGCUAACACUGGCUGGCUGUGCGGCUUUGGUGACUGAAGAAAAUGUACUAACGGAUUUGGGUCAGUCUGCGUCUUUCUCCUGCUCGCUGCCAAACGCUGCUGGAGUAAAGCAGGUCACCUGGCAGCGGCUCGGACACGACGACUCCGUCCAAACCAUGGUCACCUUCAGCGAGAACUUCAAACAACAAGUGACCGAUUCGUACCUGGACAAAGUGGAGGUCACGGAGGCGACGCUGAGCGCCACAACUAUCGUGAUAAAGAACAUAACGUUCGCGGACGAAGGCUGCUACAUCUGUACUUUUAACGUGUAUCCGUCCGGAACCGAGCGGAGAAAGACAUGCCUCACUGUUCAAGGUCUAUCAGAUUUCACAACAUCAAAGUUUUUAGAUGAGACUACUGAAAAGGAAGUUGUCGUCUCAUGCUCAGCCACGGGUAAACCUGCUCCAGAGGUCAACUGGAGGUAUAGAGAGAAGGACAUAGAGUCAGGAGAAAAAGUCACAGUAAUCAAUGUUGACGGGACGAUCACAACUACAAAAAACCUCACACUGCCACAGUCACAGUUACAUGAAAAAAAUGUAGAAUGUGUUGCUCAAAGUGGGAAAAUGUCAAGAAGUGAACAUAUCAAUCUGACUGAUGACCAGCGACAGGAUGCUACAGAGAACAAUGCGGCACCCAGACGUUACCCCGCCUUUUUCGUUGUGAUCAUCUGUAUAAUUGGUGCCAUUUCUAUUGCCAUUGUUUUACACAGAAGGAAAGUAAAAGAAUGUGGAAAAGGGAGCAUUGAAGAAAAGGUCUAACACCAUUGGAAGAUCUGCAUUCUGCAUUCACUCUGCACUUUAACAUCUUAGGAUUUUUCAAAUACAGUUCUCAUAAGCUAGUAACAAUGCACUUAAACACAUUCUGAAUGUUAACAUGGUUUUAAUAUACAAAAAGUGUUUUUAUUUAUUUAUUGCCAUUUGAUUUUUUUUCAGUAUUUAUAAACUUAAAUUUUUGCUGUCACUCAUACUCACUCAUAAUAUGACAAAUGAUCAUUCCAGAAUUCUACUGUAUAUUCAGCAUUUCUACUUCCAUACUACUGAAUGUUUUGCAUGCAUGUUAAUGUUUUUACAUUAAUCCACAAUGUUCCACAUCCCACAUGCCACUGAAUGUGAAUGUUUUCAGUUGUUGUUGUUAUGUUUGUGCACUGAUUUGUCUAUUGAUUGUGUCCUUAUUGAUUAUUGAUUAUGCCCCUUAUUCUUCUGGGCACUGUAGCACUGUAUAGGAACCAUAGGAACCUAUAAAGAGCAUGUAUCUGUCUAUUUAUUUUUUUAUUAAAUAUAUUAUUGAACUUCCUCACUGUGAAGUACGGUGGUGGAUCUGGAUUUUGUAAUGUGGCUGUAACAGUCCAAUUUAUUCAAGGUUUAAGCUUAAUCUCAGUCUGGGAAACUGACUCUAUGUACUCUAGUUACUCUAGUUUAUUUCACUUGUAAUUCCAUAGCAGUUUCCUGCUUUUAAUAAAUUCAUUUGCGUCAACUUGACACAAAUUGCAUCUGUUGCCUAGUGUAGAGAUUUAGGAUUCUAAUUUUAGGAUUCUAAGUUUAAAAUACUUUAGGCGGAGCUGCCACUCUUGCCUCAGCCACCUGUAGAGCGCUCCUACCCCUUAUCAUGGAAGCAUGAACAAAGUGGGGGAGGAGCACAGAUGUUUUAUAGAAGCCCUCCAAGCUGAGAGAGGUAUUAAGGCUUGAGAACUGAGAAAAUGUGAGACACUGUUUAAAGUGUAUUGAGUAGGCCUGGCCAGGCUUUAUUUCAGCAUACAUUGUUUUGGUUUUGUGUCAACCUAUGUGUUAUUAAAGCACAGUCUGGUUAUGCUUGUGUGUGUGUGUGUGUGAUAUGUUGUGUUCACAUUUGCUUUCCUGGCCAGUGUGACUUAGCCCCUUUCUGGAGGGGUACAGUUUACUCUAUACUGUGCAAAAUUAUUAGGCAGCCAAAAAAAAACUAUUUAUCUUGGCAGUAAGUGUGUUUAUGCCAGCAAAAGCACUAUGAAACAUUAGAAUACAAAUAAAUAU